GACUUGGGGAAUUCUUCUACUAGAACUCCACCAUAUACGCCUUUCAAGUUUUGGAUCUCUGAGUUUACUUAAAAGAGGAAUAUAUUUUAGACGUUUAAACUCUUAGAAAUAUUCUUUUUUACAAGUAAUAUGAAGUCUACCUAUUUGAGAGAGUAUAAAUUAGUUGUUGUAGGCGACGGCGGUGUCGGUAAAAGUGCUCUUACGAUUCAACUGAUUCAAUCCCAUUUUGUAGAUGAGUAUGAUCCAACAAUUGAGGAUUCCUAUCGAAAAAAGUGUGAGAUUGAUGGAGAAGGGGCUCUUUUAGACGUUCUUGAUACAGCUGGUCAAGAAGAAUACUCUGCUAUGCGGGAGCAGUAUAUGCGAACUGGUGAAGGUUUUCUACUAGUAUACAACAUAACUUCUCGGUCAUCUUUUGAUGAGAUAAAUACGUUUUAUCAACAGAUAUUAAGAGUCAAAGACAAAGAUAGCUUUCCCGUUGUUUUAGUCGCUAAUAAGUGCGAUUUGGAGAACGAAAGGGUCAUUUCUCGAGCUGAAGGAGAGGCUCUUGCUAGAAGUAUGAAAUGCAUUUACGUUGAAACUUCAGCAAAACUUCGACUAAACGUCGAAGAAUCCUUUUACAGCCUUGUCAGAACAAUCCGUCAUUUUAAUAAAUCUGAAGAAAGAGGACUUCAUACUAAACAAGCUACACAAGUAGCAAAAUCUCAGCCAGCUACUAAAGCUUCUAAGGGUCCUGCUGCGGCUCAGAACCCUGAUUCUUCUUCAACAAAAUGUUGUGUCAUAUGUUAGAUAUUUCCUUUCUUUUCUAUUUCCAUUUUUGGUUUUGGCCGACUUUUUUCCCUGGGAUUAAAAUACGUAUACGGGUUUUAUACAAAAUGCUUUUAGUUUUUUCACUCAUUAUUGAAAAAAAAGUUGUUUAGCCUUCGGAGUUUGGAUUUAUUUGGAUCAUUCGCUGUUUGCUAUAAAGGAAUGGGGCCUAACCUCCAACCUAUUUUCGAGUUGAUAAUUAUAAUGUUAUGCUGGUACACUUCUGCCUUUUGCUGUUUUACUGUCUAUCUAAUAUGUUAAGCCUUUUUUUUCUCAUAGAAGUAAGACAUGUCUUAAAGACUUGUGGACAUAAUAUACAAAAGUCUCUAUAUUUUAUUGAAUAAAACAAAGCUCAUUUCUCUCA
This is a messenger RNA of Schizosaccharomyces cryophilus OY26, 1168 nucleotides long. RefSeq names its product GTPase Ras1. The record is from RefSeq and is a predicted model, not a curated record. The transcript is spliced from 2 exons. Bases 130 to 786 code for a protein of 218 amino acids. Gene Ontology annotation, molecular function: GDP binding; GTP binding; GTPase activity. Gene Ontology annotation, biological process: signal transduction. NCBI's taxonomy places the organism in Eukaryota, Fungi, Ascomycota, Schizosaccharomycetes, Schizosaccharomycetales, Schizosaccharomycetaceae. Gene Ontology annotation, cellular component: plasma membrane.